Chanos chanos (milkfish) is the source of this 5170-nucleotide messenger RNA. RefSeq names its product GRIP and coiled-coil domain containing 2 (gene gcc2). The record is from RefSeq and is a predicted model, not a curated record. Gene Ontology annotation, biological process: late endosome to Golgi transport. Bases 26 to 5083 code for a protein of 1685 amino acids. Gene Ontology annotation, cellular component: Golgi apparatus. NCBI's taxonomy places the organism in Eukaryota, Metazoa, Chordata, Actinopteri, Gonorynchiformes, Chanidae. The transcript is spliced from 23 exons.
UGGGAGCACAUCAUAUCGGAAAACAAUGGAGCAGGAUACAAAUAUAGAGUCUGUGACCUCACCUCCUGGUCAGGGAGCAGGAAAGUCCAAGUUGGACACGCUGUCCAAGGAGGACCUGAUCAAGUUUGCCAAGAAGCAGAUGGCUGCCCUGCAGAAGAUAAAAACAAAAUGUUCAGAUCUGGAGAAGGAAGUCGACAGACUCAAAACUCAACCAAGCAACAGUGCAGAUGAUUCGGUGAUUAAGGAGUUGACUGAGCGAAUGGAUGCUGUGCUGCUGGAGAAGGCUGAGACUCAACAGAGCCUGGUUUUAUUACGGAAAGAAAGCGAAAAAGCGAAGCAUCAAGCCCAGGAAGCUGUUGAGAAGCUUGCAGAACUUCAGAGGGAAACAAACCAUGCAAAUGAAGAGCAGCAGAAAAAAAUCCUGCUUUUGGAAGCGAACUUAAAAAGCUCCGAGGCCAAACACAAAGAAGAGCUCGAGGCAUUACAGAAACACCUGGAGGAGAAGAGGGAAAGAGAACAGAACGAGGAAGAAAAGCGAAAAGAAUCAGCAGACGAGACCAGCGCUAAGAUGCAAGAGCUCCAGCAGUCCUACGAGAAGAAGCUGUCCAGCUUGCAACAGGAGCUGGAGUCGGCCAGACAGCAAUGGACCACCGAGGCCGAAGCCCUGAAGGAGUCGCAUCAGAAGGCGCUUACAGAAUCCCAACAGGAGAUCGAGAACUUGCAGGAGGAAAUUGCUAGGAUAAGCAAACAGCAUGAAGAUGACGUCAGAGAGCUGGAGGAGCAGCUGGAGCUGAACGCCGCGGACUUUGAAGCCGAGAGGGAACGGCUACUGCUGCUCCAGGACGAAUUGUCGGAACAGCUGGCUUUGAAGGAGAGCUACCUCCAGGACGUUCAGGAAGAGGAGGAAGACCCCAACAAGGCUGCGGCUCAGAGGGAUUCGGGAAUAAUCAAGACGUUGGAUUUCUCGGGUUCGGACGACCAGAACGAUGAGUUGGGUCGACUGAAGCAGGCGCUGGAGGAGCUGCAGUCUCAGAACACGAUGCUUCAGGAAGAGCUGACGUUUCUAAGCAACGUGAAAGCAGAGCUCGAGUCCGAUCUGAAGCACGCAAGAGAGGAGUUUCUCGUCGAGAAAGAAGAACUGGAGUUCAAGAUCAAUGAACUGCAGAUGACCAAAGAGGAGAAUGAGGUCUCCUCAGACAAGAUCACCGAGGACCUUGGCAUGACUACUGAACAAAAGAAUAUGACCGUAAUCCAGCAAAAGCAGGAGCUUCUAGCUGUAGAAGAGCGUUACAAGAUGGAAAUCAAAGAACUGGAGGCACGUCUGCUGUCCAGUGCAGAAAAAGAGAAAGAGACUUUGAUGCAGGAGGUCGAGGAGCUAAAAAAUAGAUGUGAAUUACUGUCUGUAGAGAAAAACACUGCUGUCAGUGAGUUUGAAAAAACCAAAGAAAUCCUCAAAAAUUUCGAGCUAGAGCUCGGAGACCGGACGAGUGACUUCAUCAAGCAGUACAAUGCCAUGAAGGAACAGGCCGCUUCCUCUGUUCAGGAGCUACAGGAAAAGCUUAGGAGCGUUUUCAAUGAAAGGGAUUCACUGUUGGAGAAAACAAAACAUUUGGAGCAUUCGCUUGAAGAGUCAGAGCAAAAAAUGCAAACAACGGACGACCUGAAGGCGUCUUUUGAGAUCUCGAGGAAAAGGAAUGAGGAGAUUUUGGAACAGCUCUAUCAGAAGGAGUCUUUGGUUCUUGAGCUAGAGGAAAUGCUUACAAAGAUGACCUCUGACAAAGAGAGCAUUCAGCAUUCACUGGAAGAAACGCGGGCAGAGUUAGAAAAAAUACAAGAAACGUCCAAGACCGAGCAAAUGGAAACUGCCAGCGUAACGCAGAAAUUUGAAUGUUUGUCGAAGGAUAAUGUGGGGAAGCGAGAGAAGAUCCAGGAGCUGUCUUUAGCCUUAGAAGGCGCUUUGGCUGAGAAGGAGACUGUUGGAAGGCAAGCGGCCGACUUAGAAGCACGGCUCUCUGCGGUUACCACGGAGAAAGAGCAGCUGUCACUGGAUCUCAAGGCGCUUACUGAAGAGUUCGCUGCUCUCAAGUUCAAAGAGGAGCAACAUCAGGAAACAAUAAACCAUCUCAAAACAGAGAUGUCUGCCGCUGCUAACAGGGGGAAGGACGAACUUGUGGAAUCGGUCAAAGCCGUGUCAGAGGAGAGGGACGCGGUUAAGAGGGAAGUGGAGUCGUAUCAGAGCAAACAUUUGGAGACGCUAAACCGUAUUCUUGGUGCACUCGAACAGGGCUCUGAUGAGCUAGAUGAGGGCGUUAAAGAAGCAGGCGACAUCGCUACACUGGUUGACAUCCUCUUGACCAAAGUUCAGCGGGAGAAACUCAGCCUCACUCAGCAGCUGGAUGAGAGGACAGCGCAGCAGAUGGAGGAGACAGAGAAGAUGAAGCAUCAAACUGAGGAGCUGGAGAGAUUGAAGCAGCACAGCGCUCAGCAGGAGGCGGAGCUACAGGCCAGAGUGGAGGACCUCAGUCGGGAAAAAGACCUGUUGAAGGCCCAGCUGGACGAGGUGGUGUCAGACACGGAGGGUCUGCAGAGAGACCUGGCUGAGAUGCAGGCCAUGAACGAGAAGAUCAGGGCAGAAAACCAAGAGCUUCUUACUCGAGUGACCGAAGCUGCCGAGAGGCAAGCGACCAAAGAAAACGAACCAGCGGAGGGCUGUGAAAAGGAAACAGAGGGCGAAAUUAAUGAGAGGUUAAAGGAGCUCCAGGGACUUUUGACCGAAAAGGAAUCGCUCAUAUCACAGCUAAGGGAGGACAUUGCCCGCUUACAGGAAUCUAAAGAAAAUGCCUCUCCCUCUGAAGAACAUGAUGUGCAUCGGUUAACAGAAAAAAUAGAAACUCUAGAGAAAGAAAACAAGGACAAAGAUGAACGGAUGAACAAAAUAAAAGCGGUGGCGGUGAAGGCGAAGAAAGAGCUGGACAACAGCAGGAAAGAGGCUCUCGCUCUUAAAGAGGAGGUAGACGCUUUGAAGACAGAACGAGACAGGCUGUCGAACUCCAUGAAGGACAUCAUCCACGGCGCGGAAGGCUAUAAGAACCUCAUGUUGGAUUACGACAAGCUGACUGAGACGUUGGAUAAGGAGCGAGAGAAGCUGGAAGGCGCGGAGAAACAAAUUGCCGACCUGACCAAACGCCUGCAAGCCGCACUCCAACAGAACGAGCAGUUAUUGUCAGAGAGAGAGGACCUGAUGGCUCGUACGGAGACCCUGCAGAGUAACGUCAGGCAGCUGGAGGCUCAGACACUGGAGAUGCACAAACUCAGAUCUGGGUUAGAGAAAGACCUGGAGGCUGAAAGGCUUUUAAAAGAGCAAAAGAUAAAGGAUCACCAGUCUGCGGUGAAAGAGAUGGAAGACUUGCAGACACAGCUGCGCAAGCAGAAGCAGCAGUUGCAGCAGACUGCACAGGAACUGGAGCAGCUGAGAAAGGAUGCCCAGCAGAGCACCUUGUUGGACAUGGAGAUGGCGGACUAUGAGCGUCUGGUCAAAGAGCUGAAUCAGAAACUGUCAGAGAAGGACAGCCACGCUGAGGAACAGCAGGCUCACAUACAGGAACUCAAAACCAAGGAGGAGAAACUGAAGGAAGAGAUUGAGUCACUGAAGUCCCAGGUGGAUCAAGGUGAAGAGAAGACCUCCAAAAUGAAACAGCUGCUAGUAAAAACCAAGAAGGACUUGACUGAUGCCAAGAAACAUGAGGCAGAACAGAUGAUUGUGCAGGCAUCUUUGAAAGGAGAAAUGGAGGGUCUGCAGCAGCAGUUGGAGGACUAUAAGAUCCAGUGCAGUGAGUUGACUGCUGAAAAGCACAGGUUACAGGAGCAGUUGAAAACGGUGAAUGAGCAGCAGCAGAGAGCAGCCGUCUCUUUCCAAAACAGACUGACCACUCUACAGGAGGAAUGUAACUCCGCUAAGGCUGCGCUCCAGACGACUACCUCAGAGUUUGAGAGCUACAAGGUUCGGGUUCACAACGUCCUGAAACAGCAGAAAAGUAAAACACAGGCCCAAAACGAAGGAGAUUUCUCCAGACAGGAGAGAGAGCACAUGGAGAACACGCUGGAGCAGCUGCGGGCCCGGCUGCAGGACAGCCAGCAGAACCUGCAGGGCAGCACGGCAGAGCUCCAGCAGCUCCAGCAGGAACAUGACACACUGCUGGAGAGACACAACAAGAUCCUCCAGGAGACCGUCAUCAAGGAAGCCGAGCUCCGGGAGAGACUACUGUCUCUGCAGUCAGAGAACAUGACCAUGAAGUCGGAGCAUGCGCAGACGGUCGGUCAGAUGACUGCGCAGGCGGAGGUUCUGCGCAGCAGCUUCCGGGAGCAGGUGCGCAACCUCCAGGACGAGCACCGCGUUACCGUGGAGAUGCUGCAGCAGCAGAUCGGCCGCCUGGAGACCCAGCUCUUCCAACUCCAGAAAGAAACCAGUAACACCAGCUCAGCCCCUGCGCAGCAGAGUAGGAAGCCCCUUCAGGACAGGAAGGCUGAUCUGCCUCCGUUUGAGUUGCAGUCCAUGGCUCGGGAAGAAGGCGAAGGCAUGGAAACCACGGAGACGGAGUCUGUCUCGUCUGCCAGCACACCCCUGCCUUCUCUGGAGCACCUCCUCACUUCUCCAGACCCCAAACAGGAGCCCUUUGUCUGGCAGGUUGAGCCGACUAAAGAGGAGCUGGUUCAGAAGCUGACCACAGCCACGCGCAGCAUGGAGCAUGUGAAUGGACUACUGCAUGAGUCUGAGGCUACCAACGCCGUCCUAAUGGAACAGAUUAAGCUCCUGAAGAGUGAGGUGCGGAGGCUGGAGAGGAACCAGGAGAGGGAGAAGUCGGUGGCGAAUCUGGAGUAUCUGAAGAACGUGCUGCUGCAGUUUAUCUUCCUUAGAUCAGGCAGUGAGAGACAAGCCCUGCUCCCCGUAAUCCACACCAUGCUCCAGCUCAGCCCCGAGGAGAAGAGCAAACUGGCCGCCAUCGCUCAGGGUGAAGAUGAAGCCUCGGCGUCCAGAGGGUCGGGCUGGACCAGUUACCUGCACAGCUGGUCUGGGAUCCGAUGAGCCUGUGAUCUCACUGCAACUCUUGCAUCAUCAACGCGUUCCAAUUACGGCGCUGUGACUGUGUGGACACACACACACACACACACA